This is a messenger RNA of Nicotiana tabacum (common tobacco), 1231 nucleotides long. The record is from RefSeq and is a predicted model, not a curated record. NCBI's taxonomy places the organism in Eukaryota, Viridiplantae, Streptophyta, Magnoliopsida, Solanales, Solanaceae.
GGAACCCCAGUGGUCCUACCCAUCAAACCCACCGGCUAAUACAGUCGUCGUUUCCAUAUCAACAACGUUUUGAUCAAAUAUCUUAAAACUAUUUCCAAUAACAAUUAAUCCCCAUUUUCAUCUUCAUUCAAUAAUCGGAAGCUUCGUAUUCAUCUUCAUAAUUUGUAUAUACAAAAACUCAAUUCAGAAAAGGAUUAUCGGAUCUCGUUUAGUUGAAUUGGAAAUUGUGGAUGGCGAAUUUGUACGUAACGGCGGUGCCGACGACGGAUCUGAAUCGGAACACCGAGUGGUUCACGUAUCCAGGUGUAUGGACUACGUACAUCCUGAUUCUAUUCUUUUCAUGGCUCGUUGUUCUCUCCGUCUUUGGUUGCUCUCCUGGCAUGGCUUGGACCAUUGUUCAUCUCUCUCAUUUUCUCGUCACAUAUCAAUGUUUUCACUGGAAGAAGGGAACACCAUUUUCUGAUGACCAAGGUAUCUACAAUAGAUUGACUUGGUGGGAGCAGAUAGAUAAUGGGAAGCAGCUUACUCGCAACAGGAAGUUUCUAACAGUUGUCCCUGUGGUGCUGAUCAACUGCACCCUUCGAAGCUCGGGGAUAAUGGACCUGUUCCUCUACCCUUCUCCACUUAAAUACCAGGCUUAGUUCGCAUGGCGCAAGGCUCGAACCUGUGACGUAAGUUAUAAGUCCCUCAACCUUUGCCACUUGAACUAAGCCCUGGGGGCACUGAUUUUUCAGUAUUUCAAGGAUAAAAAUGCCAUUUAUUCAUAAGAAAAGCAUUAUGCAUCCUUCGUUUAACAAUAUGUUUUGUUGUUUAGGAAGCUCUCAAGUUCUCAAUGACAUAGAGCUUAUGAAAAUUCACUUUUGGAGUCUGGUACAGCCGAGCUGGCUCCUGAAACUUUUGUUUGCAUUGUAACCUAUUUAUGUUGGGAGUUGCACCAGGAAAUAUGUACCUUUUUGGUAUUUAAUCUUUGUAAGUGUAGCAAGCUUCCUUAAGGCAGUUGAUUUGUAUGCAAAACAAUUCUUGACAAAGUUCAAUUUUAAACUUAGAAAUAGUUGAGAAAAUGAUGAAUGAGCGAUCAACCAAAUGCACACUCAUCAAAAGAAAAAAUGAAAAAGAAACCCCAAAGCCCAAUCCCACUUUUUGCACAGAGUAAAAUGAUGAAUCAGCACUAGCGUCUUGAUACCAUUGUCAGUGUCUUUUAUUUUGUGCUAUGGGCUUAUGCACACAUCAU